AUGUACGUGGAAGUGAAACGGCUCAUAUUUCAUGGUAAUGAACAUCGCUCUUUCGCUCGCUCUCUCGCUCGCUCGCAGUGCACUACACCACCCACCGAACCAGGGUCAUCUACCGCUUUCACUCUCGUAGACGGAUUCGCUUCUCGUCUCGUCUCGACGGAAGGAAGUGGUGUAUAUGGAGAGGGUAUUGCUUACUCGGAUAUGAAGCACCUCAUACUCACCAUGCUCGAUGAAACCGGCACACAAGAGCGCCACGAAUUAGGGGCAAAGCUUCCGAGCAAGUCACAGCUAGCGUUGAUGGCAUUCGAGAAAGAACGAGAUUUGGAUGGGGCGUCGAACGAGACCCGCGCCAGCUCGCCGCCGCCGCCACCGCCGCCACACUAG
Angiostrongylus costaricensis is the source of this 384-nucleotide messenger RNA. The record is from the annotation of a GenBank genome assembly. NCBI's taxonomy places the organism in Eukaryota, Metazoa, Nematoda, Chromadorea, Rhabditida, Metastrongylidae.